This is a messenger RNA of Spodoptera frugiperda (fall armyworm), 712 nucleotides long. It is a transcript of the gene Cib2, whose product is annotated as calcium and integrin-binding family member 3. Gene Ontology annotation, molecular function: calcium ion binding. NCBI's taxonomy places the organism in Eukaryota, Metazoa, Arthropoda, Insecta, Lepidoptera, Noctuidae. Bases 120 to 689 code for a protein of 189 amino acids. The transcript has 5 exons. The record is from RefSeq and is a predicted model, not a curated record.
CAAUCGUGGCUUACAGCCAGUGUUUUGUCGCUGUCGCGGCAACAGGCAGCUUUUACCGGCCUUUUACCGGAUUUUUACCAAUAUUUUUUACCGUGAGUGUUAUUUUUUUUUUCGCCGGUAUGGGGAACAAAGUUGUCACCUUCACGGAACAGCAGCUAGAGGAUUAUCAGGACUGUACAUUUUUUACAAGGAAAGAAAUACUUAGAGUUUUCAAACGCUUCAGAGAAGUGAACCCCGCCUUAGUACCAAAGAGAAUGACCGAGAAUCAACCACACACCGUAGUGGUACCAUUAGAAGAAAUAGAAAAGUUGCCUGAAUUAAAAGAGAAUCCAUUCAAGCGUCGAAUAUGUCAGGUGUUCUCCCACGAUGGUUCGGGAAACCUGACGUUUGAGGACUUCUUGGACAUGAUGUCAGUCUUCAGCGAAGCUGCACCUAGAGACGUAAAGGCUUGGUACGCAUUCCGCAUCUACGAUUUAGAUGACGACAUGUACAUUGGACGGGACGACCUCCUCGAAGCUACAAGGCUCCUCACUAAGGGAGAACUUCAUCCUCAGGAGAGAGAGGAGAUCGUGGCCAGCGUGUUGGAUGAAGCUGACGUGGAUGGAGACGGGAGGCUCUCCUUCAUGGAUUUCGAACACGUCGUGGUACGCGCCCCCGAUUUCCUCUCCACAUUCCACAUCAGAGUUUAAUUCAAAUAAAACGAUCCCGAGUA